Messenger RNA from Enhydra lutris kenyoni (northern sea otter), 5916 nucleotides. RefSeq names its product SFT2 domain containing 2. The transcript is spliced from 8 exons. The record is from RefSeq and is a predicted model, not a curated record. Lineage: Eukaryota; Metazoa; Chordata; Mammalia; Carnivora; Mustelidae. Gene Ontology annotation, cellular component: membrane. Bases 46 to 528 code for a protein of 160 amino acids. Gene Ontology annotation, biological process: vesicle-mediated transport.
GCGGGCGCAACAGGCGGCGGGGGCGGCGCGCGUCCACCGGGCGCGAUGGACAAGCUGAAGAAGGUGCUGAGCGGCCAGGACUGCGAGGACCGGGGCGGCCUGGCCGAGGUCGUUGAGGCGUCUUCACUGAGCUGGGGCACCAGAAUAAAGGGCUUCAUUGCGUGUUUUGCUGCAGGAAUUGUCUGCUCACUGUUGGGGACUCUCCUGCUCUGGGUGCCCAGGAAGGGCCUGUACCUCUUCGCAGUGUUUUAUACCUUUGGUAACAUCGCAUCGAUUGGGAGCACUGUCUUCCUCAUGGGCCCGAUGAAGCAGCUGAAGAGGAUGUUUGAGCCGACGCGCUUGAUCGCGACGAUCAUGGUGCUGUUGUGUUUUGCCCUUACCCUGUGUUCUGCCUUUUGGUGGCAUAACAAGGGACUCGCGCUCAUCUUCUGCAUUUUGCAGUCCUUGGCCCUGACGUGGUACAGCCUUUCCUACAUACCCUAUGCCAGGGAUGCUGUGAAGAAGUGUUUUGCAGCCUGUCUGGCAUAGCACACGUCCCGCUGUGCCAGGCCCUGGGAGGCGCCAUGGACGGGAGCCGGUGGACAGUUUUGUAAACACCUCCUGAACCUCUGUCUUACAGACAUGUGCCUUUUCUCCUGCAGCAGUGUGUUGCUUGUGAUCUGAACGUUUGAAGGUUGCUUUUGGAGACAGUGUUGUCUUCCAGACCCAAACGUCUGGAGCCUGGUGUGAGAGGUGGGGUCUGUAGCUUGUGGGGUGGACUUCCUUUUGCACCUGUUCCCUUGUUAGAUGCUGUUCCACCGAAAUCUCCUAAUAAAAGCCUCGUGAAGCAGCUGCAGGUCGGCUCCGGAGCCAGGGCUCUCCAGGGGACGGCGGGCAGCCCCGUCGGAGCUGGCAGGGGUGCGGCCGGAAGGCACAGAGCUUUGAGGUCGACGGGGACUUUGUGGACUUGUCCUCAGUAUGCAGACCCUCCCCGCCUCACCCAGCGUACAUGCGUUUCUGCUCUGGGGUCUGCCCCCCGACAGCUGCACACAAGCCCAUGGAGAGCCUGGCCGCGGAGUAACGUGGAAAGAAGCACUUUUGGGGGCAUGUGUGUUGGUUUUAAAUCUGAAUGUUGGCUUUGUUCUGAUUCCACACCUGACGAUGGAGCGUGUCUUCUGACAUUCAGUGCACACUCUUCUCUUGGGGUUUUCUUUCUUUCUCCCUGCCCACGUAGCUUUUCUCCUGACCAGGAACUAGACCGGGGACAGAGCACUGACGGAACAGACGCUGUUGGCUUUUGCACAAGGGCUGAUGGGAGGUGAGAGAUCGUGCUGCUUUCUGCUCUGGUUUUCUUUUCAUGAUUUACAUGCGCUGCUUUUAAACUGAUUCUGUUUUCCAUCUCCCCUGGAAUGGGGCCAGGAAAGAGGGGAUGGGAAGGCAAAGGCCCCCCACCAUGGGGCCCGCGGGAAGGAGGUGUGCCUGCCCGUGACCUUUCAUCAGGGCCUGUUUUUGUGCUGGAGUCGGGGCCGUAGACCCUGGGGCAGGAUGCCAUGGAUGUCCGGGGCUUGCCUCGCAGCCCCCCUGCACCGCACACACCUGCUUUGUGCCCAGAACCCUGUCCGGUCCUCAUGAGAGCCGGUGACGGUUAUCUCACUGGCAGUCGAGGAAAUCGGGUCUGGGAGGUUAGCGGGUUCCCCCGAAGCCAUGGCUGGUGGCAGACCUGGGUCCAGAGCCUGGGUGCUCCAGCUUCAGUUGCCCGUGUUUCCCGGGGUGGCUCUGGAGGCGUCCCCUCUAACGGUUCUGCCUGUUGCCAUCAGCCAAGCCUGUGCCUUUCCUGCUCCCAGCAUCUACAUCACUGCCCUAUCUCCUGCUGGGUUUCCCCUUUGGGAAGCUCUUCUGGGUUCCGUAGGCUCUCCACUGUUCGUUAGUGUGCCCUUCCAGCUCUUUCUCGCUGCCUGACCAGCGUAAGUGCCCUAGCCUGAUUGCCAGAGCCCCUGGCAGUGCAGGGCCACUGCAGCACGCCCUCUCUGGGGUUGCCUUUCUGUUCUUUACCCAGGUCUAGCUGUCCCCUCGGGGUCUUGCUCUGGCCAGCCUUUUCCUCUGAGCUGGGGAGCUGUAAGCAGGUCUGACCGGACCAGAGCGAGGAGGCGGUCUCGCCGGGUCCUCUUGGGGCUGUGGAGGGCGCCCGGGCUUAUCCUGAGGCUCCUAACCUGCCUUCAGCCAGGAGGGGAAAAUAGUGCCGCUGUCUGGCUUUUGUGGCAUUCUUUCACCCCUGAGGUGCCCUAGGAGAUAACUCAGAUCUUGGAAGUGCUCUAGGAAGUGGCCCGAAAGAGGGCAGGAGUGUCCUUCGUUCCCUCCCUUGAGAGCGGAUGUGAGGCCAGCCUGUGUCUACGAGCUCCGGCAGUAACUGGAAGGCUGAUGCCUCUGGCCCUUUGCAGUGUUUGGACUUGACUUUAUGGGACAUGAGGUCGAGGUGCCUUUUGAGACUCCAGCGGGGCUGUGUGGCGCAGCGGUAGUGGCAGUGGGCUCUGACGGCACCCGGGCCUGGGUGUGCGUUGUGUCCCGUCACAGACUGCCGUCCGGUUGAACAGGUUACUUGAGCUCUGGCUCGCCCGUUAACCCCAGAGAAAACAGUUCUUUCUGCACCAUUGUACGUCAGCUGUGCCAGGUGCUGAGCCCAGUGUACGUAGAUGACAUCCCAGUAACAGGAAGGCAUUACUGCCUCAUCCCCGAAGCAGCCGAUGACUUGAAGGUGACAAGUGAAUGUCUCUGACCGUUAACUUACUAGAAGCUCUGCGUCCAGCUGUCCAUGUCCAGCACACCAGACUGCCAUGCGUGGUCUCAUUUGCCAUCGGCAGUGACUCGCUGGCUGCUGGUCCUGUUUGCUCCGGGUCCCUCCAGAUCCUGCCGGUAGAGGGCGGUGGUUCUCGCGUUAAAGCGGUUGCUCGGCCCUAACGUGGGCGUCGGCCAGUUUGCUCUGGCGGCUCCGGGCAGGUCACUUUGGGAUGAUCCUGCCCUUUAGGCUCUCCCAGACUCCAGCAUUUCCCCUCUGCCACCUCGACCUUUGGUUCCCCUCCUUGUUUUCGCCUGCUGCACGGUGGGAGGAAGAAAUCCCCGUGAAGUCUCUGAAAGCUGUUACCAGGCACCGUCGUGGGCGACCGAGUCGGGGGUCAGGGUUCAGACCCUGCGGCUGUCUUGCUGGCAGUGGUCUUGGUUUCCUGCAAACUCCCCUCACCACAGCUGGGGGAAGGAGAGGCUGUUGCAUCUCUGGAAUGAAAGGAAUCGACUCCUGCCCUUGUGCCCCCCGGGGGUGAGGCGGUGCCUCCAUGCGUGUGAGCUGCGCCCCCCACCUUCUUCCCUCUGUGCUGCUGUGCUGGGCACUGCGCUGCUCCCCAGGCCCAGACAGCUGGCUUUGGCCCUCAGAGCCUGCCGCGUGAUUCCCCGCCACCCAGCUCAGUCCCUAGGGGGGUCCCCUUCUGCCCACUGGGCUCACGGGCGGCUCUGGCUCCCAGAUCCUGUGUGCGGCUGUGCCACUGGCCUCUGCUGCCCAGGCCCAGCUGCGGGUCCCCGGGAAAGGGGGGACACCAUCCGGCAUGCAGCAUUUCCACUGGGUCGAUGAUCUCGGUGCUCCCUCAUUCUUCUAUGGGGACUUUGGGGGGCUGUCCCCCGCCUGCCACCUCCCUCGCACCCUGAACGGUGUGCUCAGGGAGAGGAGACAAAGUCGUGAGGUGCAUCUCCGUAGAUGGCUUUUGGACACCUGCAUUGGAAAAGAGGAUUAAGAAGUGGGGCACACCUUGAAAGAAGGGUGUGGGGGAUACUGGUGUGGGUGCUUCUGCUUUUGACAGCUCCAGCGGCGUGACAAGUGUGGUCUUGUGGUCCUCGGGGGUGAGUCAGGAAACUCAGCCCGUGGCUGCGCAUCCUUGUCUGUGGGGCAGCCCGCGCCGGCCGCCUUACCUGCUCCUCCCUCAGACGUCUGGCCGCACUCAGCUGCAGGGUCACAGACUAGUGAAAAAUUCACAACCCAUCCUUGACCCUCCUUUUUAGCAAAUAAAUGAAAAAAUCCAUGUUUGCUCAGUUUUUGGCGUAGUUUUUUCUAUUUUAAAAGUUAAGAUUUGGGGGGAUGUUCUAAGGGGUGUUAUAGGUUUUCUGCAGAUAGCAGUUUUUAAAAAGCCAGUAGACCUACAACCGAAGUUAAAUGCAGGUUCACAUCUGAAACUCUCGGUAAGAUACUAACAAAAGAAUUUUGAUUCAGAGUUUUUGAUUUUUUUGGAAAUUCUUAUUUAAAAAGUUAGCGGGGAGGUUAAAUCAUGGGACUUUAAAGUAGCUCGUAGUUCAUAGUUUAUGCAUUUUGUGAAGUUACGAGGUCUUGAGCGUUUCCGUCCAGUGAAGAGACGGAACUGUCGUGUGGUGUGUUUCGUCCGCCAGGACAGGCUGCCUGCCUGCUCUUUGGGCUGUUUCAGUUCUGCCCCAAAGGCAAGGGCGCCACUGCCCAGUCCCUGGUACACCUAAGCCCCGUGGUGGGUGGCUCGGGUUUCUGUAGCGCAGAGGCCCUGAAGCCUGGGCAGAGAGCGGCGGCGGGGCAGCCCGGCCCGUGCCCAUGUACACUGACCACGGGAGACUCCUUCUUCCUGGCAGGAGCCCGCAGGCUGGUGACGGGCUUAGAAAUGCACAGAACUUUGUCUCUGGACGGGACGGGCUGAGAGCAGGGAAGACUGAGCUUCUUAGGCAGUGCGUGUCCUCUCGGGGACCAGACGUGCUGUGUGAGACUGAGAAGUCCGCUCACGGCAUCGUCAUCCACAGGCGAUGCUCAGGUCCAUGUGUGCAAUAAGGUAGUGUCACCGCAUGUAGACAGUGCGGAGAACCCCAUACGCCACAGACAGACUUUCCCUGAUACCACAGGGCUGGCUGGACUCAAGUCCUCGCGGGGCCCCUUCAGACCAAACGGAGGCCGGAGUCCGGGCAGAGCUCUCCGGCCCCUGUCAUGCGUCUGCUGAGCCUGGUCGCGAGUACCGGCGGUUGUCGCGUUUGUGGGGUGCGCGGGGAAACGCGAUCUGUGUCCAGCUUUGCGGCCUUCCUGCUCUGAAGUGUGCGUCUUGCCUUUUUCAGUACUUUCGCUUGACGUAGCCGCUGUGAACAAAGAAGGAAAGAUUUCACAUCCUCUCAGCUUUGUUCCUUUGCCACUUUUGUAAAUUCUGGUUGUGAAGUUGGGGGUAAAGAUGUUCAAAACCCCGUGGGGAAUUUACAUGCCUUCAGAACAUUGUGCCUGUUCUAAUACGAGGAGCUUUUAAGACGCUUUGUUAAAACAUGAAUCCAUUUUUGUAAUCAUAUAGUAAUACUUAACUAAUUUUCAAUUCUGGUGAUUGCAUAACUGAAUUUUUUAUAUCCAAAAACAUAUUCUUGUGUGCUACUUUUCCUACCUUGAGAUUCUAUUUCGUACAACAAAUGUUUUCUUUUCACUGAUGUAUUUCAAAGAGAAGGAACUUUGCUCAUAUUAGAGCUGUUCCCCCCCCCAAGACAUCAUAAAACUGUUCUUAAUUUUUCUUGUUUUGCAUUUUGUUUCCUUUUCUAAUAAAUGAUAGGAUUAUGAUCUUUAAUAAAUCUGGUAUCGUGUCUUGUUUAUGUCUGUUUCCCCAGGAGUCACUAAACCAAAUGAAGAUUGGCUACAAGAAAAGAACACGUCCUUGCUUUGUAUGCGUAGUAUGUAGCAUUGCAAGCACUUGAGGUGGUUUUUGAGCUAAAUUGUUAAGUAAUCCUCUCUUUCCAAGGGCAUGGGAGUAAUAGAAUCUAAGUCUUGAAGAUUUUUGAAGGUAAAAAGUGGCAAAUGUUUUUAUUUUGGAGAAUUCCUGCACACCUGCCUGGCUUAGUCACUGCAUAAACUGGGUCGUCAGUGUGAAGUUCGUACUAUUUCCAUAUUCUUUUAAUGUUCCAAGAUUUAGA